AUGGAGGGCGGCAGCAGCGGGGUCCCCCCGGCCGGGCCGCUCGGGGUGGCGAGUGAGUUCCCCUCGUGCCCGCUGCCGCCAGGAAGCGAGGUCGCAGCGUGGCCGGCGGAGCCCGAUGGGGCGGCCAAGGGAGCGGCGGCCGAGGGCGGGCCGCGGCGGGCUCUGCGGACAGUGUACGUGCGGAGCGAAAGACCCCGGAAUGGCCCCGAGGCGGGUGCGCUGCAGUACCUGCUGCGGGCCUGCGAGGCCGAGGGCGCCCACCUCACCUCCUUGCUCUUCGGGGAGCUCGACUUCGGGCAGACGGCAGUGCUGGACGCCUUCUAUGAUGCAGAUGUUGCCAUGGUGGACAUGAGCGACGUCUCCAGACAGCCUUCCCUCUUCUACCAUCUUGGAGUCCGUAAAAGCUUUGGCAUGGCCAAUAACGUGAUCCUGUACCAUGACACGGACGCCAACACUGCCCUUUCAUUGAAGGAUAUGGUAACACAGAAAAACACAGCAUCUAGUGGCAAUUAUUAUUUCAUCCUGUACAUCCUGACACCGUGCGCUGAUUAUUUCUGCUGCGAGAGUGAUGCCCAGAGGCGAGCCUUGGAGUACAUGCACCCCAACUGGGACACCAUCUUGGGCCUGCUGUGUGUGCCCCUGGUGGACAGGUUCAUUAGCCUCCUCACAGACAUCCACGUGACUUCAUGUGUUUAUUACAAAGAAACCCUGUUAAAUGACAUUCGGAAGGCCAGUGAGAAAUACCAAGGCAACGAUCUGGCAAAGGAGCUGGCUCUGAUCAAACUAUGCUUGGAUAAUACCGAGGUUCUGACCUCAGACAUCGUCAUUAAGUUGCUGCUGUCCUACUGUGAUAUCCAGGACUAUGAUGCAAUGGUGAAGCUGGUAGAAAUGCUGGAAAUGAUGCCUACUUCUGAUUUGGCUGAUCAGCAUAACAUUAAAUUCCACUGUGCAUUUGCACUAAAUAGGAGAAACGGUGUGGGCGAUCGGGAGAAGGCUCUUCAGGUCAUGCUCCAGGUUCUGCAGAAUUGUGCCCACCCAGCACCCAACAUGUUCUGCCUGUGCAGAAGGAUCUAUAAGGACAUCUUCUUGGACUCAGACUGUAAAGAUGAUGCCAGCCGAGACAGCACCAUUGACUAGUAUCACAAAGGGUUUGAGCUGCAGUUAUCUCUCUAUUCUGGAAUUAACCUUGCAAUUUUGCUGUUGGUUGCUGGACAAAAAUUUGAAACUUCCAUGGAACUAAGGAAAAUAGGUGUCCGACUGAACAGUGUGUUGGGGAGGAAAGGUUGCUUGGAGAAAAUGAGCAAUUACUGGGAUGUGGGUCAGUUCUUCAACGUAAGCAUGUUGGCAAAUGAUGUUGGGAAGGCGGUCCAAGCAGCAGAAAAGUUAUUCAAACUGAAGCCUCCAGUCUGGUACCUGCAAUCAUUAGUUCAGAACUUAUUAUUAAUUCAGCGCUUCAAGAAACCCAUUAUCAAACAUUCACCUAGGCAAGAACGGCUUAACUUCUGGUUAGACGUAAUUUGUGAGGCAACAAACAAAGUUGCUAAUGGACUCAGAUUUCCAGUUCUGGUGAUAGAACCAAUCGAAGUCUACCAACCUUCUUAUGUGUCUAUAAACAACGAAGCCGAGGAGAGAAUGGUUUCUUUAUGGCAUGUCUCACCCACAGAAAUGAAACAAAUACACGAAUGGAAUUUUACAGCCUCUUCCAUUAGAGGAGUAAGCAUAUCCAAGUUUGACGAACGGUGUUGUUUUCUUUACGUCCAUGAUAAUUCUGAUGACUUUCAAAUCUACUUUUCCACUGAAGACCAGUGUAGUAGGUUUUGCUCUUUGGUCAAAGACAUGAUAACCAACGCGGUGGGCAAUACAGUCGAGCUGGAGGGAGAGACGGAUGCAAACACGUUAGAGUACGAGUAUGACCAGGAUGCCAAGGGCGAUCGUGUUGUGUUGGGGAAGGGCACAUAUGGGAUCGUGUACGCUGGAAGAGAUCUGAGCAAUCAAGUGCGAAUAGCCAUCAAAGAAGUCCCAGAACGGGAUAGCAGGUACUCUCAGCCCCUGCAUGAGGAGAUAGCUCUGCACAAGUACCUCAAGCACCGCAACAUCGUUCAGUACCUGGGCUCUGUUUCGGAGGAUGGCUACAUUAAGAUAUUUAUGGAGCAGGUGCCUGGGGGGAGCCUUUCUGCUCUUUUGUGAUCCAGAUGGGGGCCGAUGAGGGAACCCACGAUCAAGUUUUACACCAAGCAGAUCCUGGAAGACCUUAACUAUCUCCACGAAAACCAGAUAGUGCACAGAGACAUAAAGGGGGAUAAUGUUCUGGUAAAUACCUACAGUGAAGUGGUGAAAAUUUCUGAUUUUGGAACCUCUAAACGACUUGCAGGAGUGAAUGCAUGUACAGACACUUUUGCAGGCAAGCUACAGUUCAUGGCGCCUGAGAUUAUAGACCAGGGACCUUGUGGGUAUGGUUCCCCAGCUGACAUCUGGUCCCUGGGCUGUACUAUCAUUGAGAUGGCAACCAGCAGGCCUCCGUUCCAUGAGCUCGGUGAACCGCAGGCAGCAACGUUCAAAGUGGGGAUGUUUAAGAUCCACCCUGAGAUUCCAGAAGCCCUUUCGGCUGAAACCAGAGCUUUCAUUUUAACCUGCUUUGAGCUGGACCCCCACAAAAGUGUCACAGCAGCUGACCUACUCAGAGAAGGUUUCUUAAGGUAGGUGAACAAGGACAAGAAGAACAGAAUUGCUUUCAAGCCCUCAGGUGGUGGCCGGGGCGCUGCCCUGGCCCUACCCUUGCCCAGGGAGCCCAUGGGCAGCAGCAGCAGUCAGUACAGCUCUGUCUCCCCCGACUCAGACGCCCACCCUGACGUGUUCUUCAACAAGCCCAGGGCGCUGCCCUCCAAGGGGUGGCCCAAGCACCCCCCCAGUCACCUGCUCAGUGUCACAGAUGAGAGCUCGGCCUCGGAAGACCGGAGCAUGGCCUCUUCCCCGGAGGACAGGAACCCAGGCCUCUUCCUGUUGCGCAAGGACAGUGCGCGCUGCGCCAUCCUGUACAAAAUCCUGUGGGAGGAGCAGAACCAGGUGGCUUCCAACCUGCAGGAGUGCGUGGCCCAGAGUUCAGAAGAGUUGUCUCUCUCAACUGGCCACAUCAAGCAAAUAAUUGGGAUCCUGAGGGACUUCAUCCGCUCCCUGGAGCACAGGGUGAUGGCAUCGAUGAUCUCAAAGCUUAAGGUAGACCUGGACUUUGACAGUGCAUCCAUCAAUCAGAUUCACCUGGUGCUGUUUGGCUUUCAGGAUGCCGUAAAUAAAAUUUUGAGGAACCACUUAAUUAGGCCCCACUGGAUGUUUGCAAUGGACAACAUCAUCUGCCGGGCGGUACAGGCUGCUGUCACCAUUCUCAUUCCAGAGCUACAGGCACACUUUGUGCCUGCCUCUGAGAUAGAAGGGGUGGAUACAGAUGUGGAUGAGGUGGAAGAGGACUGCCCCUCCACAGACCCACAUGGAAGUGAGGUGCAAGCCAUGCAUGAGGGGAGCAGACCCGGUUCUGCGGUUGUUCUGGAGAUCUCACCCCACCAGCAGCAACACCUGAGACUCCAGCUGGGCAAGCUCAGGCAGGAGACCAACAGACUUUUGGAACACCUAGUUCAACGAGAGUGAGAAUACCAGAAUCUCCUACGGCAAACUCUAGAACAGAAAACUCAAGAAUUGUAUCAUCUUCAGUUACGUUUCAAGUAUAACGAUAUUGCAGAGAACCCAGCACCCCAUCAUGAGUCUCAUGAGGAGAGAACAGAUAAAGAGCUUGUAGAUUGGCUGAAACUGCAUGGAGCAGAUCCUAAUACAAUUGAAAAGGGGUGGUCUCCUCUGCAGGAUCUGGAAUGCAGUCACCCAGCACAGAAUACAAGCUCAGGAGCCCUCAAAGACCAAAGAUGAGGUUUAAGCACAGUCAAGCCAGCCAUGGGACUGAGUGAGCAAAUCCCCCUUCCCCCAGUCUUUGCUGGUAAAGCAGCUGUUAAUAUACAUACUUUACAUAAGAAAUGCAGUUUUAAAAGCUAUCCUAUGUAAAUGGAUUGCUUACCCAUUAUUGAUGCAUGUUUUAAAGAUGAGCUGUACAGACUGUGAGCCUUAGUUUUGACAUCCCAGAGUAUCACAAAAAUCUUAAAAUUGACUUCAAUGAAAAAAAAGAUGAGCACACCCUAUCACACUUGCUAAAAAUGCAAAAGUUUUUAUUAUUUUAAAAGGCUGGAAAACUACGAUGUUAAACUAUACAUGAUCAUUAACUGGUAUUGCACUUAAAUUUGAGAAAUGUGAUUAAGAAUAUUCCUUGUAUUUAAUGUAAAUAGAAAACUAUUAAGAAAAUAGUUUCGUAUUUAUAUUGAAUUAUAAAUGAAGAAAACUAAACCAUCUGGCCUUUGAAAUGAUUAUGAAGAAGUCUUAUUUAACAAUGGCAUUGUCCUUCCACCCCCUGCCCUAAUAACAAAUACUGUGUUUUAUCAUAGAGAACCGCUGGUGAUAAUGGGCUUCAGCACCAACUCUGCAUUCCCAUUGCGGGGGGUGGGUGGUGCUCUCAGGGGCAGCUGUAUGAACUAGUGGUUAAUGCCAGUCUGCCACUGUAAGGAGCACAGCACUGAUACCUCAGGGGAAUGAUCUCCUCUCCCCCCCAGAAGCUGGCAGGGUUGAGGCAGCAAAUCAAUUGGAAUUAUUUUAAGAACCAUUUUGGGAAAUGCUGUAUUUCCUAUUUUAGACCUAUAUAAAUCUAAAAUCUUACCAAAACCUUUAUAUUAUUCACACUAAAUAGUAAGUCCUUAACGCAACAACAUAUA
Messenger RNA from Choloepus didactylus (southern two-toed sloth), 4802 nucleotides. Its product is annotated as mitogen-activated protein kinase kinase kinase 15-like. The record is from RefSeq and is a predicted model, not a curated record. The transcript has 28 exons. NCBI's taxonomy places the organism in Eukaryota, Metazoa, Chordata, Mammalia, Pilosa, Megalonychidae. Gene Ontology annotation, molecular function: ATP binding; MAP kinase kinase kinase activity. Gene Ontology annotation, biological process: protein phosphorylation; cellular response to stress; MAPK cascade.